GAGGCUGCCAGGACGACUCGGAAGAAGCCCCCAGCUGAGGGCUCGAAGCAGCCCUGAGGACCCACCAGCCACAGGGGUAAACUGGGGCCGAUGGCUGGAGGAGGCAUGCUCCCCUCCCUGCCCACCCUGACUGUACUUGUUCCCCUCCUAUCCCUAGCAGGCUUGUUUUACUCAGCCAGCGUAGACGAAACCUUCCCGCAGGGCUGCACCAGCACAAACAGCUUAUGUUUCUACAGUCUCCUCCUUCCUGUUACAAUACCGGUUUAUGUAUUCUUCCACCUAUGGACCUGGAUGGGGAUUAAGCUUUUUAGGCACAACUAGCGCGAUGCACUUGAUAAUCCCUGGGCUUCUCUAAAGCAACGUGGUUUAUUUAGUCUCAUUGGGUAUUGCAGUUGAUUUGAGAGAGUUCCCUUUCUGGCACUAGUGACUGUCGUCAUCUUCCUAGUAGUAUCUGGAACUGUAUGAAGUCCUCUGCAGCAGCCUAUUACUUAAUUACUGCUAAGGCAGAUAAAGAGGAGGAAUAACAAGAAGCACUAAUUCCUUCUAGCAUAUCCCUUCAAGAGUGUUGUGCGUUUGUAGUGGCACUAAUGAAAAUCUUCUAGGUGGUGAUCAUUUUUACAAGGAAGAACUGUAGCCUGACUGAAAUAACUGAUCUUAAAUAAUAAGCAAUGACAACAUGCAGUGAUAUGAAUCUUUCUUUGAAUUAUGAGGCUUAGUUUUGUUUUGAGCUGAUGUGUGUGUUGAAAUGUAUCAGUCUCACUGUCAGAAGAACAUAAAAUAAAUUGGGCUGAUGUUCAAUAACAAAACUUGACUUAAAUGAAGAAAUUUAGUUGGAUGAUACUCAUGUCUGUAUGUCCAGUAGCUGCUUGCUUGCCUUUUUUUUUUAAAAAAACAAAAAGAUGGGGAGAUGACAGCACUGCAGAGAAGAUGUACUUCUGCAUUUGGGGGUUUUGUUAAAGUGGCUUCCAACAUAUUCCAUUGUCUGCUUAGGAGAUGUAUGUCCCUGUACUAUUUGUUAAGUGACUCUGAGUGCCCAAGUUUGAUAGCCAGGCUGGGUCAUCUUUGUUAAAGAGGCGUCACCUGACAGGUUAGAGGAGAAACAACUCCAACUGAGCCCAGGAUUUGGUAGCCAAGUUGGCAGCUACAAAUGCUGUUUAAGUAUGUAAAGUGUCUUUCCCCUUAGCACUAUCCUCCUCACUAGAGGGGGAACAGAAGAUAAUUCUGCUAAAUACCUCAACCUUCCCUCUUUUCAUUUACGGCAACACUAGAGAGUGGAGCGACAGACCACUAUGAAGGUGUGGGGUGCAAAGAACUAUGUACUCGGUACUGUCUGACAAAAUGUCUUCACAGGACAGAGCUAUGAAGGGGAGAGGUUAAUGCUAUGAUAAUCUAUUAUUACAAGGAUUUCUUUUUUAUGUUCUGUUAUUGGGUGGGUUAUAUCUGCAACACAAGACACACCAAUGUCCCUUACCUGCUGAAAAAUUCAGAAAUGCAGCACCAAGUUGUAAAUACUGCAGAUCUCAGUGUCUCUUGGUGGGACACUAAUAAUGUGGUCAAAUUGAUUGGGCUGCUGCUGGGCAAAUAAUGCUGUUGGGCACAGUAUCAAAGGCAGUGCCCGCAAGAGGUGUAUUCGAAGGCUGACUACCUAAGUGCAGCUGUUUGUUGGGGCCCCUUGUACAAUCAGUGAACAGAGACUCCAGAUCCAGAGGACAGUACAGAGCACAAGCCAUAUUGCCUCUGUAAAUAAACACCUCUUUCAGUGGCUGUAGUGAGGAAGAGGGAAGGAAAGGUAGCUCUAGGAACCGUUGUGACUCUUCUCCUAAGUGUGCAGGAAGGAAAAGCUUUGACAGCUCUGGUUGGCAAGAAGGCUCACUUCGAAAGAACCAGAACUGGGUAAUCAGGCACUGAGAUUGGUAUUUCCUGCUGCACAGGUGUGGUGCCAGACUCUGACAGCCCUUGUGACUGAUACCGUACAUGGUCCCUGAGCUGAGCUCUGCUCUGGGCAGGUGCCCUGUUCCCAUGUUAGCCAUCUAAUGGCUUUUGCAGGGCAGGGCUAGCAUUGCGAUAUCUGCUGAAAAUACAGCUGCCAGAACCUUUGGGUUUGUGUGGAAACCGCAGACUAAAGCCAUGUGGAGACAGCAGCAUUAUAAUCAGCAUUUCAUCUCUCUUGCUGGCACUAUCCUUCCUUUCCCUUCAGGCAGCACCUCGUUGAGAGGAAUGGCUUUUGUGGCUAUGUUGCUUGCUGGCCUCUAAGGCUGGCUCCCCAGCCACCAGGUUUUUCAUGUACAGCAAACUAGCCUAGAGCCUUUAAAGUCAGUCUAGCAGUAAUAGUAAUGGACUUUGCCAAUUACCAGUUUCCUGAGCAAUCCUAUUACAUCACCCCAAAGCAACUUCACAGUAAAUAGCACUGCCACUUGAAUUUAACUUAUUGCAGCAAAGCUUAAUGGCUACCUGCAAUAAGAAUGUAAGAUACUGCCUUCCAGAUUUACUUUCCAUCCCCCAUAGAACAUGUUUUACAGUACUUUCAUGAGUAGUUGUUUUGUUGUAUGCUCGGUGAAUACUGAAACCCUUCUACCAAUGCUUCAGCAACACUGAAAACCAAAAAAUGCUGCAGCAAUAUAUUCAGAGCUAACAAAUAAUACUAUUUA
Haliaeetus leucocephalus (bald eagle) is the source of this 2648-nucleotide messenger RNA. RefSeq names its product phosphatidylinositol glycan anchor biosynthesis, class Y (gene PIGY). The record is from RefSeq and is a predicted model, not a curated record. The transcript has a single exon. Bases 91 to 321 code for a protein of 76 amino acids. NCBI's taxonomy places the organism in Eukaryota, Metazoa, Chordata, Aves, Accipitriformes, Accipitridae.